UCUUCGAAAUCCGAACUCCACCUGGACUGCUUCUCUUCCACUUUCACCUCCUCCUUGGUUCCUUUUUUGUUAUGUUUUUCCCUUAAAUUUCCCCAAUCUCUGCCAAAAUAAGCCAGCCUCCCAGCUCCAAUCCCAGAUCCCCCAUCUUCAAUUGUGAUAAAAGGAAAAAGAACGAUCGGCGUUCGGCGUAAACAGGGGAAACAGACUGUCGCAGAGAAAUGGGGAUAUUUUAUGGGAUGGUGGCGAGGGGGCAGGUGGUGUUGGCGGAGUUUAGUGCGACGCAGACGAAUGCGAGCACGAUCGCGAGGCAGAUAUUGGAGAAGAUGAAAGAAGGAAAGAACGAUAGCAAUUCUUCGUUUUCGCAUGAUCGGUAUAUUUUUCAUGUCAAGAGAACCGAUUGCCUCACCGUUCUUUGCAUGGCCGAUGAUGCCUCCGGAAGGAGAAUCCCUUUUGCUUUCCUUGAAGAUAUCCAUCAAAAAUUUGUUAAGACCUAUGGUCGUGCCAUUCAUUCAGCCUCAGCUUAUGCAAUGAAUGAUGAAUUCUCGAGGGUCCUGAGUCAGCAGAUGGACCAUUUCUCAAAUGAUCAGAAUGCCGACAGAUUAAACCGUUUGAAAGGGGAAAUGAGCCAGGUACGGAGCGUAAUGAUUGACAACAUUGAGAAAGUUUUGGAGAGAGGCGACCGCUUGGCGUUGCUCGUUGAAAAGACGAGUGCAAUGCAGGGGAAUACACUUCGUUUCAAGAGGCAAGCUCGUCGUUACAAAAAUGCUUUGUGGUGGAGAGAUUGUAAAUUCACUGCGACAUUGAUACUACUGGUUCUGUUGGUCAUCCUUUAUGUUCUGCUCACAUUUUUUUGUGAUGGACUCUUUUUGUCGUCGUGCUUGAAGUAACACGGCAGCGGCUUCCAUGGUUUGUCACAUUUUAUGGUAUAUUGGAAAUGCUGUUCAUGGAAAAUCUGGCCAUAACAUUUUCACAUGUUUAGCAGAGCGUCAGCCAUGUUUCUGUAAAUGCCUGUAAUGAUUUUGGUUGUACAAGUUUAGAAAUGUUGGCAUAAGAUAAUACAUACUCAAGCCCUACUGCCAAAGUUUGCCAA
Messenger RNA from Theobroma cacao (cacao), 1090 nucleotides. RefSeq names its product vesicle-associated membrane protein 711-like. Gene Ontology annotation, cellular component: membrane. Gene Ontology annotation, biological process: vesicle-mediated transport. Lineage: Eukaryota; Viridiplantae; Streptophyta; Magnoliopsida; Malvales; Malvaceae. The record is from RefSeq and is a predicted model, not a curated record.